AAGAAACGAUUAGAGAACGAGAAGAAGCAUCCAAAGCUAAGCAAAAAAGAUCUUGAUAUCUUGGAAGAAAAACUUGAAGAACUAAAAGAGAAAAUUAAAGCAAGCAACUUUAAAUGUAUUAGAUGA
This is a messenger RNA of Funneliformis mosseae, 126 nucleotides long. NCBI's taxonomy places the organism in Eukaryota, Fungi, Glomeromycota, Glomeromycetes, Glomerales, Glomeraceae. The record is from the annotation of a GenBank genome assembly.